Molecule: messenger RNA, 1179 nt
Organism: Folsomia candida
Lineage: Eukaryota; Metazoa; Arthropoda; Collembola; Entomobryomorpha; Isotomidae
Product: bacillopeptidase F-like
Exons: 3
Coding region: 1-1179 (392 amino acids)
Biological process (GO): proteolysis
Molecular function (GO): serine-type endopeptidase activity
Source: RefSeq, a predicted model, not a curated record
AUGAAGCUAUUUCUCGUCCUCGCCGCCACCCUGGCAGUCGCCUCCACCGGCACAAUCGACCCCGCCCUAGAACUAGCCGUUCAGUCCGGCGCCACUCAAGCCAUUCUCGAAUUACCCCAAAUAAUUGACCAAAUCCACUCCAACCAGGCCCUUCAGUCCCUUCACAGUGACGCCAAGGUUACCGCGCUCGUCUCCACCCUGCAAGGACUCACUUCCGCCGCCCAGGCCCCCUUCGUCUCCAUCGCGACCUCCCUUGACCUCGAAACUAAGCAGUAUUGGGCCUCCAACAUCAUCCUCGUUAAGGGCCUCACCCCAGAAAAACUGUCCACCCUCUCCUCCACGCCGGGAGAUUUCACCAUCCGCGCGCAAAACGUCGUCUCACUCAACCCCCACCCCGCCCAGUUUGAAUUUCCCAACACCACCCAGAACAACCCGCAAUGGGGCGUCGCCAAAAUCCGGGCACCCGAAGCUUGGGCAGUCGCUGAUGGUGCCGGCGUCGUCGCCGCCAUCAUCGACUCGGGCGUCAACCUUGGCCACGUCGCCCUCGCCCCGGGCUACGCAGGCGCAUGGUUCGACCCCUACUACGCCACGGCUGACCCGACCGACGAAAAUGGGCACGGCUCCCACUGCGCGGGCAGCGUCCUUGGACGCGCCAACGGGGUCGGUGUCGCGCCCGGGGCGCGAUGGGUCGCCUGCCGUGGCGUUAACCAUCAAGGCAUCGGAACGGAGGGGCCUCUAACCGAGUGCGCCCAAUUCUUUUUAACCUCCAACCCCCGCCCGCACGUAAUUUCAAACUCAUGGGGUGGCGGUGCCGGGCAGACGUGGUUCAACCCGCAAAACGCGGCUUGGCGCAAUGCCGGAAUUAUCCCAGUUUUCGCCAUCGGCAACUCGGGAUCCGCCUGUGGCACGGCAUCCUCGCCGGCAGACCAGCCCGACUUGAUCGCCGUCGGGGCAAGCACGGACACCGAUGCCACGGCGACCUACUCCUCGAGAGGGCCAUCCAUCUCAGGGCCGGACGUUUGCGCCCCAGGGACCAAAUCGUUUCCUGCGGGACAAGUCCAGAUAAUUAUGUCACCUUUACCGGAACGUCAAUGUCUUGCCCCCACGUGGCGGGAGCAGUCGCCGUCAUCCUCUCCGCCCACCCUACCUGGACCUACGACCAAGUAUACGACGCCCUAA